CGCCUUACGACUCCUUUCCAGUCACUAUGGUCUAGCUCCGAUGCAAGGAUCCAGUAUGGCCGAGAGGGAGGAGGAAUGAAACAUACCCACUCUUCAAAUAGUGAGCCUCGACUCCAUGUAGUUAAAGAUGACACAGUAGUUUGCAAUUAUUAUCAUUUUUCCUUAGCGAUAGUAAAGUUCUGUACAUGGUCGUGGCCUACACGCAAGAAGCUCGUAGACUAUUCUUUUUUCAUCCGAAGCCAUUCUGCACGGCAUAAUCAAUCAAUGAGGACGUCCCAUCAAUCAUGGUAUUUUCGGAACAACUCCUGCUUGUGCAUUCCAUCACGGGCAUUAUUGAGUUUGAUUGUCCGCAACUUCGGUCAUCACCGUGGUGCUUAA
This is a messenger RNA of Rasamsonia emersonii CBS 393.64, 378 nucleotides long. RefSeq lists its product as uncharacterized. The record is from RefSeq and is a predicted model, not a curated record. NCBI's taxonomy places the organism in Eukaryota, Fungi, Ascomycota, Eurotiomycetes, Eurotiales, Trichocomaceae. The annotation marks the transcript as partial. The transcript has a single exon.